UGCCUCCCCUCCCCGCCGCGCAGCCCGCGCCCCCUCCCCUUGGAUGAGGCUGAUCUGAGGCGCGCUAUCUGGAGACGCUGCAGGAUCCGCAGCCGCGAGCAUCACGGCGGUGAAGUCGGUGGCUUGACUUCGUCUGGAGGUCGCGGAGGCGAGGCUCUUCAAGUCUGCAAUUUUUAAAAAUGGCCUCCAAUAAAACUACCUUGCAAAAAAUGGGAAAGAAACAGAAUGGAAAGAGUAAAAAAGUUGAAGAGGCAGAGCCUGAAGAAUUUGUGGUAGAGAAAGUACUGGAUCGACGUGUAGUGAAUGGGAAGGUGGAGUAUUUCCUGAAGUGGAAGGGAUUUACAGAUGCUGAUAAUACUUGGGAACCUGAAGAAAAUUUAGAUUGUCCAGAGUUAAUUGAAGCAUUUCUUAAUUCUCAAAAAGCUGGUAAAGAAAAAGAUGGUACAAAAAGAAAAUCUUUAUCUGACAGUGAAUCUGAUGAUAGCAAAUCUAAGAAGAAAAGAGAUGCUGCUGAUAAACCAAGAGGCUUUGCCAGGGGUCUUGAUCCUGAACGAAUCAUUGGUGCCACAGACAGUAGUGGAGAAUUGAUGUUUCUCAUGAAAUGGAAGGAUUCAGAUGAGGCUGACUUGGUGCUGGCCAAAGAGGCAAAUAUGAAAUGUCCUCAGAUUGUAAUUGCUUUUUAUGAAGAGAGACUGACUUGGCAUUCUUGUCCAGAAGAUGAAGCUCAGUAAUUGUUGGCAAUUUUAUAUAUAUAUAUA
This is a messenger RNA of Nannospalax galili (Upper Galilee mountains blind mole rat), 758 nucleotides long. RefSeq names its product chromobox 3 (gene Cbx3). Bases 180 to 731 code for a protein of 183 amino acids. Lineage: Eukaryota; Metazoa; Chordata; Mammalia; Rodentia; Spalacidae. Gene Ontology annotation, cellular component: pericentric heterochromatin; nucleus. Gene Ontology annotation, molecular function: chromatin binding. Gene Ontology annotation, biological process: chromatin organization; negative regulation of transcription by RNA polymerase II. The transcript has 6 exons. The record is from RefSeq and is a predicted model, not a curated record.